Molecule: messenger RNA, 879 nt
Organism: Eruca vesicaria subsp. sativa (arugula)
Lineage: Eukaryota; Viridiplantae; Streptophyta; Magnoliopsida; Brassicales; Brassicaceae
Source: the annotation of a GenBank genome assembly
AUGGAGAGAACCUCUUCUUCCUCCUCCUCCGAGUCAUCAUCAUCAUCCUCAUCCAUGGCUUCUUCUUCUUCUGAUCAAACCUCACAUUUUGUGACGUCAUCCAUGCUUUCCCGCACGUCAUCUUCUUCUUCCUCCACCUUCGGAGACUACUUAGGAACAGAGAGCUGCUUCGACAUCCUCUCAGAAGAAAACGACGUCGCCUCGGUCCCCACCAAGCCUCCUUCGAACCGUUAUCGUUACGGAGGAAGGAGGAGAGAGGAAAGAGAAGCAAGAGCUGCGGCGGCGCGCGAGUUUCCUCCUCCGAUACCUUUGCUUGCUCAGACGGAGAAUCUCCUCCCGCACAUGCCGUGGGUUCUGAAGCGUGUGGUGACUAGCGACGGGAGGCUUAUUCUUAGAGAAGAGAAGGUUCGCCAUCACGAGUAUUUUCGUGCGCAUAGAGCCAAUGGACGUCUCACUCUCCACCUUGUUCCUUUAGACGAUGAUGUUUUCGACCUUCCACAAGAGCCCUCUCAUUACCAAUCUGAUGAUGAUGAAUAUGAUCAUGAUGAUGAUGAUGAUGAUGAUGAUGAUGAUGAGCAUUAUCACGAGGUGGGUGAUGACUUGGAUGAUCUGGCGGAUAAUGUUGAUAAGAGUGUUAUUAUUAAAGCCUCUGAUGAGGAUGAUGGUGUUAUACAUAACUAUGAUGAUGAUAAGUGCAAUGUGCUUGGUGGUAGUGAAGAUGGAUUUAGGAAGGCUUUACUAACGGCGGUGGUGGAGGAGACGGUGGUGGAGAGCGGAGGGAUGGUGGGAGGAGGAGGAGGAGGAUCGCCGAGGGGUAAGUGUAUGAAGUCUUGUUUUGUUGGUAUGACAGUUCGAGAGAUCAGACAAGUCCUUAGUUGA